CUACUGAAAGGUGACACAAAUUCCACUAAAGAAUGGCAGUCAAAGGACUUUCAGAAAAACAAAAAGCUGCUUUGGCAGAAAUAGUCACUGCUGAAACUUUAUUCGACAUUGAAGAAUAUAUUAGACCUGAAUUUUGUAACAAAUCAGAAAGCCGAGAGUUGUUCACGUCGGAUGUGCAUUUGAACUCAUUGAGGAGACGCAUUGUUCAGGAUGGUCAUGGAAGGUGGAGGGAGAUAAAUCCACAACAUUACUCUAGCAAUUUACUAUCACCAUUAAGGAAAAAUUCAGGAAUAGCCAAAAGAGAGAGUCGAUCAGAUCUCAAACAUGGAGCUGCUGAAACUUCUUACAACAUUCACACAAUCAAUCCAAAUUAUAACAAUCUUUCUAUGGCCUUGAGAUCCAAUGUUUUCCCAGGACUUGGAAAUAAUCAUUGGCAUAGUACAACAGCUAAAGUUUACAAAACACAACACGUGAUUCCAACUUCACAAAGGGAGAAAUUUUUUGGCGUGCAAACUGAUGAGUUUGGAAAGUGGUCAGCUGCUAACGUUCACCAUGAAAGAAUGAAGAAAAAGUGGGAGACAUAUCUUGAUUCUCUUCCAAAACAGGCAGAAAACUGGCCUCCCCAAGAACCAAAACAAGUAACCACCAAGGUUGAGGAGCCCCCACCACAAGCAAAGGUAAAGAAACCCAACCCUAAACCUAAGGCACAAAAGAAGCAGACGCCAGUUGAUGAGAAAAAAGUUGCACAUGAAGAUAGUGUGCCUUCAAAACCAAUAGAAAUCAUUCAAGAUGAGGAUAAUGAUGAUAACUUUUGGGAUUUUUAUGACAAACCUUUCAAUAAACCAACUUAGCUGUGAGUGCAGUCUCUUCAUUUAUGUCUGUAGAGGAAACUUUUUGAUAUCACAUAACAUUACCAUCAUUAUAACCACAUAUACUUAGUGUCUUGCUAGUUAGUUAUUUUGUUAAGGUGAUGGUACUCUGUCAACAUGUAAUUGAAAUGAUGUAAAUAAAGAAAGUAUUUAUGACUGUGACAAACCACCCUUGUAACAAUAAAUGAUUUUCAUGUUUACCAGUAGGUGAAAAAAUUUUCUAUUAGCUUCUCUUAAAAGUUAUUUUACAAGGUAGUUAUUUUAGUGUUAAUUUCCUAUUUUAUAUGAAGAGUAAAAUGUAUCAUAAAGAAAA
Pocillopora verrucosa is the source of this 1182-nucleotide messenger RNA. The record is from RefSeq and is a predicted model, not a curated record. Lineage: Eukaryota; Metazoa; Cnidaria; Anthozoa; Scleractinia; Pocilloporidae.